AUUAAAUAUAACAAAAAAAAUGAUAUAAUGCCUAAUUAUAAACUUAAUUUAUUAAAUUAAAUCAAUAAAUUAUAAGCAAAUCAUAUCGAAUGCAAUGAACAAUAAUUCCACGAAUCAAUUAAAUCGCCAGCCAAAUCUCCAUUCAUUGAAAGCCAAUUAAUUAGUAAACGCUACGAAAAUUCUUGUUACGUUAAACAAAUGUUUGCUUGGAUUGAAUAUAACAAAAGAGCGUAGCCGAAAUACGAAUGCAAAUUAGAUGCAAAAUAAAUGGGUAAAAUGAGGUCAAGUAAAUACGAUGUUACCACAGUUUACGGUCUAUGCCAAGAUUAUUUACCUCCUGAUGGUGGUGAUUUCAGGUGCAUUAUGUACAGUAGAAGAUUACGUAAUAAUGUCACAGUGUGCACACAACAAAGCCAUACACCUAGCUGCGGAAGGAACAGUCUCAGUGACAGACAUUUCACAGAUACAAAAUAUAACGAUAGUCGGCCUCCCGGACUAUGUGAACAACGAAUUCAAAAUAGCACUGUUCGCAAAAGAAACGCAAAGAUAUUUGUGUUUCAACGACAACUGGAGAUUAGUUGGCAUGAAGGAACUGCGCGCUACCUGCUACUUCAACGAGACCAUCGUGCACGGUUAUUUCGUGUUCCGUUCCGUAGUCGAUCUGAAGCGACGUGUCGGGUUCACGCACCGAGGUAAGCCUGUGGGGCCCAAGAAGAGCGUCAACGAUGCCUGCUACAUGUUCAAUAAGAUCGAUGCCGAGCAGUUUUUCCAUCAGCACACGUUACCAAAAUGGCGCGAGACGGCCGCAAUGAUGGCCAACAGCAGCAGCAGCAAUCACAGCGGCAGCAGCAAUCACAGCAGCAACUACCGCAAAGUCUCGCGCAACAAAAACAAUCGCCACAAAUCGAAUAACCAAAAUCAAAAGUUGCAAGAGCAACAAGCGCAUCAUGGCCAUAAUAGUAGUAGUAGUCUAAGUAGCACUAACAAACAAAAACAACAACAAUUAGCAUUAGUACGAAAACAACAACAGCAACAGCAACGGCAGCAACAUCAGGUGCGACAUCAUCAUAAUGAUCCCUCAAUGCUGGCGCGGCGACAGCAGCGACGCAAACAGCAGCAACAGCAACAACGAGUCACAGCUAGUCCAACGAAACAAACAACUGCCAAAAGUGCAAGAACAACAACAGCAACAGCAACAACAGCAGCAACAACCAAAACGUCGACAACAACACUUGCCAGCAAACGCAAGGGCAGACGAAGAAAGGCGCGCAAGCAAAAGCAGCAGCAACAACAGCAGCAACAACAUCAUCCACAGGAGCUGCAACAAUUGCAGUUGCUCUCCACAGCAACAACACUCGAUGGCAGCACGGACGAUACGUUCGCCGGCAGCAGCAGCAGCAGUAGCAGCAGCUUUUCCACAGGCUACGACGAUGCCUACAGCAGCAGCAGCAGCAGCGAGCCCUGGUCCACUUGGUUCGCCACGCCCACAGCUACAAUUGAUAGCUUUACACCAGAUGCGAGCAGCAGCAGCACAAGCGCCAGCAACAUGCUGCUAACAACAACAGCAGAAGACAGUAUUAAACCGUACAGCAGCAGCAGCAACUAUGAUGCCUGGUCCACAUUUAUCACAGAGCUGGAAACCGAAGCAUCAGAAGCAACAACAACAAAAUCAGCAGCAGCAGGAACAACAACAACAACAAGCAGCGGCAAUGACACCGAAUUGUUACAGUACGAGGCGGAGCUGGUUGAAGAUGAAGAAAAUCAGCUGCAGACCACGGCUAACUAUGAAACCAAAGUAACAGCAACAGCAACAGCAGCAGCUGCAACAGCAACUAGCAGCCAAGUGGCUAAAACUACCUCGACAACAGCAGCAACAACAACAGCUACAACCACAGCAACAGCAGCGGCAGCAGCCGGCACACAAUUGGUGCUGGAACAGACGCCGCUGGCAGCAACACUGGCCACGCUAAUGUACAACAAAUGGCACACAACGCAACAGCAUGGGGCAGAGGCAGCUGCAAGCAACACGACAGCAACAGCAGCAGCAGCAACUGGAGCAACAGCAGCGGCAACAGCGACUGAUUUGGCGCAGAGCACGCAUAAGCUCAGCAGGCAUCGCAACAGCAACGGCAGCCCUAACGAGCAGCAGCAACAGUUGCUGCGGGACAACAACACCAAGCAGCAGCAACAACAGCUACACAAACUUAUGCGCCCGGCAACAGUUGAUACCACAGCCAGCACGCGAUUGCUAACGCCGCCAGCAACAGCAGCCAGUAGUGCAGCAGCAGCGAGCACGGUAACAGCAACGGCGGCAGCAGCAGCAGCUGUUGGUGUUGUUACCACACCGCAGCAACAUAUUGCAGACAAGCUAUUCAGUGUUUACAAGAACAUCAACAGCAAUCUGAACAACAUGCUAACCGAGACGGCACCAACAGCGACAACAACAACAGCUGCUACGACAGCAGCAACAACAACCACAAAGAAAUCGCUACGCAAAUCUACACAAAAGCUACUAGCCACGCCCUAUCAUCAGCUGACCUAUGUGCGCAAUGAGGCGGGCGACAUAGACAUUGAUAAUCUGGACAAUAUUAGCGUAUAUCCCGAUGUCUUCGAGGAUAUCUUAAAUGACAACGACAACAGCAGCAACAGUACUAACAACAGCAGCAGCAGCAGCAAUCCGAGCAGCAGCAAUCCGAGCAGCAGCAACAGUCGUCUGACCUUUGUCAGUGGCUUUCUGGCCACUUCGCCCACAUCCGUGUUGCCCGAAUCCAUACGCAUAGCCAAGAUCAAGAUCAACAAUGAGCGCCGUCGACUGCAGCAGCGCGGUCAGCGGCGACUGCGCAAUUUCGCGUAG
Molecule: messenger RNA, 2854 nt
Organism: Drosophila montana
Lineage: Eukaryota; Metazoa; Arthropoda; Insecta; Diptera; Drosophilidae
Gene: ths
Product: thisbe
Exons: 5
Coding region: 296-2854 (852 amino acids)
Molecular function (GO): growth factor activity
Source: RefSeq, a predicted model, not a curated record